UUUAUCUUCUUCCUGUUCACUGCAGACAUGUGUAAGCGCAAUCUGGAAGUGGCAAGAAAUUUGACAGACUGCUGUUACAAUCAUUAUUUUAAUGGAUCAGCGUGUAUUGUGUGUCCUAAUGGCUAUUUUGGGCACAACUGUGACAAGACAUGCACGGCUGGUUACUAUGGUUACAUUUGCAGCCAAAUGUGCAACUGCUCUGCAGAGAGCUGUAACCAUGAGACCGGGUGCCCGCCAGAUGAAAAUGCAUUUACAAAACUUGAGAUUAAUACUUCAAAAUACCCUAGAGAGACAACUUAUGUUUUCCACACUACAACCGAAUCUAAAAUCACCUCCAGUUUUCAAAAUGAAUUUACGAAUCAAACGACAAAAUUACCCUUCCAUUUUACGUCAGUGACAGUGGAACAAAAGACCCAAAGUACAAAAGCCCUGAGAAUUACAUCCAAACCAACAGUUAUUCCACAACCAACCAGUACAGAGUCCCCAAUCAAUAACUUCACUAUCAUUAUAGGAAUUGGAGCGGUCAUAGCUUUAUUUCUCGGCGUUAUUAUGAUACAGUUCUGUAUAAAACUGUAUCAGGGUCGACAAAAGAAAUUGAGAAGGAUAGCAAGGAAUAGUUUACCAGUGAAAGAAGAGGAAACCUACCAAGAAAUUAAUGAAGCCAUUCUGAUCAGUAAUAAUGGGCAACACAGUGAAAAAAAUGACAACAGACAAUUUGGAAAGUACUAUGAACUUAAAAAUACAAAGUCUGUUAAAGAGUUGCCGUAUCAAAGAAUGAGAAAUAAGGAGUCGAAAUAUCAAGAAAUUGCAAAUAAAGCUGAAAAGGAAAAUAGCGAAUCAAAUCCUUCAUCAACAAGUAAUGGUUCAUAUGACAGUCAAACUUUUUAUCUCAAACCAAAGACCAAAAAAAUGGAUCAUCACAGUUAUAUAGAGGUAGUUGACCCCGGUAUUACUGCAGAGGGAUUGGACGCUAGUGGUAUAAUAGACGCUGUUGGUUUAAGGGAAGACAAUAGCGACGAAGGGGAAUUAUGUUCUCAAUACAUAGAUCCAGUUCAAGAUGUGAUGUCUGAAAAUAAUAAAGAUAUAUAUUCUGGUGCAUAUUUAGAUGUUACAAGUGAAUUAUUUUCAGAAUCUUCUUAUAUUGAUCCCAUAUCAAUAAACUCCGAUAAAUGCUGUUACAACUAUUACGACAACGGAACAGUGUGCUUAGAAUGUCCUCUUGGAUACCAUGGAGAUAACUGUAAAGAUCAGUGUAACAAAGGUUCAUACGGACAUCUGUGCACCCAGCGGUGCCCAGAGUCAUGUCCCCUGGAAUGGUGCGACACAGUAACAGGAUGUACAGAUCCUACCACAGCAAAUACAGAAACCACAGUUCAGAGUACAACGAAUAUAGAUACAACAACCGUCAGGAGUACAACAAAGGUCACCACAGAGGUCAAAAUAGAGGUCAUAACAGUUCCCACUACUACCUUUCAACGUUUUUCAUCGUCGUCUAAUACAUCCUCUGCUAAAUCUAUCAAAACUCUAAAGUCAACUACACAGUUUGUUAUCCCACAGUUAGAGACGCCAUAUAAUUACACUCCCGUGAUAGCGGUGACAGGAGGGAUCAUUGCCUUAUUCCUGGCUAUACUAGUGAUUCAGAGUUCAUUAAGGAUGCGUCUGAAGAAACAAAAAAUUACUAGAGCUGCAUCUCAAAAAACAAAGAUACCAGCAGAUGAACAGGAAGUAUAUCAUGAAAUUGACGAUAUAAAUGUAGUAAAAGACAGACAGAGUUAUCAAGAAAUAGAAAAGAGUAAUAAGUAUUGUGUCGAGUCACAUUUAUACACAGCAAAAACUCAUCCUUAUCAAAAAAUUAACAAUUCCUUGCAAUACCUAGAGAAUUCUGCAAUAGCGACUGUGAAGGAAAAUAAUCAUUCCUCGACAGAAGGUAGCAAUAGUUCAGAGGAAAAUGGGUCCUCCUACCUUAAGCCUAAAAAAACAACAAACAGACACAACUACAUACAAGUAGUGGACCCGGAUAUACAUCAUGUUCCCGUAACAGGUGCCCAAACAGACAAAGAGCAGGACGACUCCUCCUUUCAAUACGAUGACACUGUUAACGAUUCUAGUGCUCUAGAUUUUUUAAAUGGUAAUCGUGAAGAAUCUACAGAAGAUUAUGCUUAUUCUGAUGGAGACUACUUAGACGUAGAACACAGUCAUGAUAAUAAUGCGACAUAUCUUGAAGUUGUUCAUAAAGAGAAAUAA
Molecule: messenger RNA, 2244 nt
Organism: Saccostrea echinata
Lineage: Eukaryota; Metazoa; Mollusca; Bivalvia; Ostreida; Ostreidae
Exons: 7
Coding region: 28-2244 (738 amino acids)
Molecular function (GO): scavenger receptor activity
Source: RefSeq, a predicted model, not a curated record